Molecule: messenger RNA, 2040 nt
Organism: Chrysoperla carnea
Lineage: Eukaryota; Metazoa; Arthropoda; Insecta; Neuroptera; Chrysopidae
Gene: dsf
Product: nuclear receptor subfamily 2 group E member 1
Exons: 9
Coding region: 1-2040 (679 amino acids)
Biological process (GO): regulation of transcription by RNA polymerase II; anatomical structure development; cell differentiation
Molecular function (GO): nuclear receptor activity; RNA polymerase II cis-regulatory region sequence-specific DNA binding; zinc ion binding
Source: RefSeq, a predicted model, not a curated record
AUGUUUGUUACAGGUGAUCGUUUAUUGGAUAUACCAUGUAAAGUAUGCGGUGAUCGCAGUUCUGGUAAACAUUAUGGAAUAUACAGUUGUGAUGGAUGUUCAGGUUUUUUUAAACGUAGUAUACAUCGUAAUCGUGUGUAUACAUGUAAAGCUGGUGGUGAUUUAAAAGGACGGUGUCCAGUUGAUAAAACACAUCGUAAUCAAUGUCGUGCAUGUAGAUUACAAAAAUGUUUUCAAGCUAAUAUGAAUAAAGAUGCUGUACAACAUGAACGUGGUCCAAGAAAACCAAAAUUACAUCAACAACAAACAAAUCAUCAUCAACAUCAAUCACACCACCAUCAUCAUCAGCAUCACCAACAUCAUCAUCAUAGUCAAGUUGUAGCUGCGGCUGCUGCAAUGCAAGCUGCAGCCGCAGCAGCCGUUGCGGUUAAUAAUAACAAUAAUAAUAUGGAACAUGGUGGAUCAACAUUAUCAUCAGUUGCAGCAGUAGCAGCGGCAGCAGCACAAGCCCAUCACCAACAUCCACAUCACCAUCAUCAUCAUCAAAAUGACAUAACAAGUUUACAUCAUUAUCAUCAUCAUAAUGCUCUACCACCAAUUGUACCACCACCACCAACAUCAUCAUCAUCAUCAUCAUUAUCAGCAGUAUUAUCACCACCAUCAGCAUCAUUAACAACAACAACAAUACAAUUACCUUUACCUUUACCAAAUAUAUUGUAUACACCAACGCAUCAUCAACACUACAACUUUGAUUUAUUACACCAUCAUCAUCAUCACCAACCGAAUAUACCAGGUGUAUCAGCUGCAACUGUACGUUCAAUACGUUCAUUACGUCAUAAUGCAUUCACUGCAGCAGCUACUGCAAAUUUACAUUCAAUUAUUACAAAUACAGAUUUAACACCAACUGUAUCUGCAUUAAAUUUAUCAAUGACAUCAACAACAUCAUCAUUAGCAACUACAACAACAACAACAACAACAAACACAUCAUCAUUAGCAUCACCUAUACAUUGUGAUAAUACAACAUCAUCGUCAUCAUCAAUAACAUCAAUUAUUGAUGCAACUAAUGUAACAACUACGACAACAAUAAUGACAAAUACUAAUGAUAAUAUUAUAUCAACUAAUUCAAAUUUAUCAUCAUCCGCAUCAUCGUCAUCGAAAUCGUCAAUAAAAUCAUCAUCAUCAUCUGUAUCAUCAGUGUCAGCGUUUACUUCACAGCAGGAUAUUGAUAAUACAGGUGGAGGUGCUGGUGCACAUUCAACAUCAACAACACAUCCUAGUUUACUACAAAUAUUAAUGUCUGCUGAAAAAUGUCAGGAGUUUGUAUGGAGUGCUAAAUUACAAAUGCAUAAUGAUGUGCUUGCUGCUUCUUCACAUUCAUCGUUAGCCACAAGUCCUUCGCCCGCUCUGCAUUUAACAUUAUCCCCAACAUGGGAAAUAUUACAAGAAACAACGGCACGUUUAUUAUUUAUGGCAGUACGUUGGGUACGUUGUUUAGCACCAUUUCAAACAUUAUCAAAACAUGAUCAACUAUUGUUAUUACAAGAAUCAUGGAAAGAAUUAUUUCUACUACAUUUAGCACAAUGGUCAAUACCAUGGGAUUUGUCAGCAUUGUUGAGUUGUACGCAAGCUCAAGAACGUUUACCACAUGACACGAUUACAAUCAAUGAAAUUAAAAUUAUACAAGAAAUAAUGUGCCGUUUUAGACAAAUAUCACCAGAUGGCAGUGAAUGUGGUUGUAUGAAAGCUGUUAUAUUAUUUUCACCAGAAACAACUGGUCUGUACGAUGUUCAACCAGUUGAAAUGUUACAAGAUCAAGCACAAUGUAUACUUGGUGAUUAUGUACGCUCAAGAUAUCCACGACAGCCAACACGUUUUGGACGUUUACUAUUAUUAGUACCAUCAUUAAGAGCAAUACGUCCAUUGACUGUUGAAUUAUUAUUCUUUAAAGAGACCAUUGGUGAAAUACCAAUAACACGAUUAUUAGGUGAUAUGUAUCAUAUGGAAAAAUUAACUACUACCUCAACACCAUCUACAUUAUAA